Messenger RNA from Phalaenopsis equestris, 1318 nucleotides. RefSeq names its product syntaxin-32-like. Gene Ontology annotation, molecular function: SNAP receptor activity; SNARE binding. NCBI's taxonomy places the organism in Eukaryota, Viridiplantae, Streptophyta, Magnoliopsida, Asparagales, Orchidaceae. Gene Ontology annotation, cellular component: endomembrane system; Golgi membrane; SNARE complex. Gene Ontology annotation, biological process: intracellular protein transport; vesicle fusion; endoplasmic reticulum to Golgi vesicle-mediated transport. Bases 158 to 1234 code for a protein of 358 amino acids. The transcript has 6 exons. The record is from RefSeq and is a predicted model, not a curated record.
CCUUUAUUUCUUAUAUGUGAAGGCAGCACGUGCUUCUUCGCUCCGUUUUCCGGGUUUCGUCGCCGACAGAAGACCUGCAACUGUAGUGGCGCGUACUCGGUCAAAAGCUUAGUUGGAUGUUCUAUUCCGUGGAGCUAAUAUCUUGAUCUAAUAUAUCAUGGAUCGUCAUCAACAAGAAGGAUCGGUGGUUUCGAAGAUGUCCGCCAGAUCUGGGCAAUCUUCCUACCGGGAUCGUACGCAGGAGUUUCUUACAGUAGCCGAGAGAUUAAGGAAGUCCGUAUCAUCUGCUUCAAACGCACAGAGUAGUAAUGUUGGGUCGAAACUGGAGGGGCCGAAGUCGGCAGUCUCCAUCCAGUCGGAAUUCAACAAGAGAGCUUCGAGGAUCGGGCUUGGGAUUUACCAGACUUCGCAGAAGCUUGCUAAACUUACAAAAUUGGCAAGGAGAACUUCAGUUUUUGAUGACCCUACCGUCGAGAUACAAGAACUGACAGCAGUCAUUAAACAUGAUAUUACUGCUCUAAACUCUGAAGUAGUGGACUUGCAGCUACUCUUCAAUUCGCAAAAUGAUAGUGGAAAUAUUUCCAGUGAUACAUCCAGUCAUUCUGCCACUGUGGUUGACAACUUGAAGAACCGCUUGAUGAGCACUACAGAAGAGUUCAAAGAAGUUUUAACCAUGAGGACUGAAAACUUGAAACUUCAUGAUAAUCGGCGACAAUUAUUUUCUUCUUCAGCAUCAAAAGACCCCACAAAUCCUUUUAUUCGACAAAGACCUCUCUCGAGGGUCACAUCUGACUCAGCUGCACCUCCGGCACCAUGGGCAAAUGACUCAGCGUCUACUUCUCAACUGUUUCUCAGGAAAAAGACAAAUGGGGAUCCAUCAUCAUCAUCAUCUCCAUCUCAGCCCUUACUCCAACAACAGCAACAGCAGCAGCAGCUGAUUGCCCCUUUGCAGGACAAUUACAUUCAUAGCAGAGCAGAAGCCCUCCAAAAUGUUGAAUCUACCAUUCAUGAGCUGAGCAGCAUCUUCACUCAAUUAGCCACCAUGGUUUCCCAGCAGGGAGAGCUAGCCAUAAGGAUUGAUGAAAACAUGGACGACAGCUUAGCUAAUGUUGAAGGAGCACAGAGCCAGCUACUGAAGUACCUCAACAGCAUAUCCUCCAACCGGUGGCUGAUGAUGAAGAUAUUCUUUGUAUUAAUAGUUUUUCUCAUGAUAUUUGUAUUUUUUGUCGCAUGAUUUUGUUCCAAGGCUUUAAACUCUUUUAAUAAAUUUUUUUUCUUGUCUUGGUUAUAAUGUUUUCAUCUCAUUCCAGAGUAAUAU